Molecule: messenger RNA, 1141 nt
Organism: Menidia menidia (Atlantic silverside)
Lineage: Eukaryota; Metazoa; Chordata; Actinopteri; Atheriniformes; Atherinopsidae
Source: the annotation of a GenBank genome assembly
GCCAGUAGUACUCCGCUCGCUCAACAAUCUGUGAAGUGGAUUUGGGAAGCACUCGGCUCGCGAGAUAAGCAUUUCACAGAUUAAAGAAACAGAUUGUGGCGUAUCUUUCGGGAUGGGCAAUGGAAUCAACAAGGUUCUCCCUGACUUAUACUUGGGGAAUUUCAAAGAUGCAAGAGACAGAGAACAGUUAGCCAGAAACAACAUUACACACAUCCUGUCCAUUCACGACAGCGCAGCUCCCAUCCUGCAGGUGAGGACAUUUCAGCCCUCAGAUAACUGCAUGGUUUGCUUCGUCCACCAGGAGAUGACCUACCUCUGCAUUUUAGCAGCUGACCUGCCCACACAAAACCUGACUCAGCACUUCAAACAAAGCAUAAUGUUCAUGCAUGAGUCCCGUCUGAAACGAGAAGGAGUCCUUGUGCACUGUCUGGCAGGAGUGUCCCGAAGCGUCACCUUGGUGGUAGCCUACAUCAUGACCGUGACGGGACUGGGGUGGCAGGACGCCCUGGCGGCUGUGCGGGUGGCUCGGCCUUGUGCUGGCCCCAACCUGGGCUUCCAGCAGCAGCUGCAGGAGUUCGAGACUACUCAAGCUAAACAGUUCAGAGAAUGGCUACAGAAGGAAUACAAAAACAACCCCUUUAACGAUGAGGCUGAUAUACGCGACCUGCUUGCCAGGGUGCCUAAAGCCAAUAGAGAAGAGGUAGAAAAACAUGCACCUAGCACGCCUGCAGAUAUUUGAUCAGAACUCUUGAUGGGAUCAUUGGCAGCUCAGCCCAGUGGAUUGUGAGAGGCUGAAUUAAAUAUAUGGACCUGUGUAGAAGCCUACAGGGCUAUCGUCUGGAUGUUUAUCAUGCACUGAAUAAUCCACCAAACAUUAUGGACACGAAUGGAAGAAAAGUUGAUCAUAAUGUACAAUACAUGUAUAGAUUUGGAAAACUUUCUGGUAGAUAGGUUUAAUGUUUUUUUUUUCUCAUUAAUGUUUGUUUUUCACCAUGUCUCUAUAAUUUCUGUUUUUUCAAUAAAAGUUUCCAACUCAGCUGCUCUGUGAGGCUGUUGUUCGGUGGGCUGAUAAAACACACUGUGUACUCACUUUACACUGUGUUUCCUGGUUCUCUUCCUGUUUGUCUACUUGUGCAAGGAA